AUGGCGGGCGGCGCGGCGGGGCGGCCGCUGCGGGCCGCGCUGCUGAUGGCGGUGGCGGCGCUGGCGGCGGCCGAGCGGGAGCUGCGCUUCAAGGCGCCGCCGGCGGCCGAGGCGCCGGUGCGGCUGUUCACCGAGCCCGAGCUGGCCAGAUACGACGGGCAGCAGGAAGGACAGCCCAUUUACCUAGCAGUGAAGGGGGUAGUAUUUGAUGUCACCUCUGGAAAAGAAUUCUAUGGAAAAGGAGCCCCAUACAAUGCUUUGGUUGGGAAAGAUUCAACAAGAGGAGUUGCAAAGAUGUCUCUGGAUCCAGCAGAUCUUACUCAUGACAUAACAGGACUCACAGAAGAGGAACUAAAGUCACUGGAUGAUAUCUUCAAUAAUGUUUACAAAGCCAAAUAUCCAAUUGUUGGCUAUACUUCUCGAAGAAUUCUGAAUGAGGAUGGCAGCCCCAAUCUAGACUUUAAGCCUGAAGAUCAGCCACACUUCAACAUUAGAGAUGAAUUUUGAUAAACAUUUUUGUACUUGGAAAAUGCUUGGGGAGAAGCAUGAUAUAUUUCCUGAAAGGCACAACACUACUGUACUGUAUAUGUAUACACAUCUAUAUUUUCUGAACAGAAGACUGAUUGAUGAUAGCUAAUAUUUGUAAUGAAUAACUGAAAAUAUGAAAGAAACCAGAUCUGUAUUAGUGGCGUAUAUACAGGAUCUUUGCUCUGAAUGGUGGGAAUUUUUUGAUGUUUUUGAAAGUUCUUUCUGCUUGUAUUUCUUUGUUUGCAAGUACAUUAUGUAAAAUUACAUUUCU
Phasianus colchicus (ring-necked pheasant) is the source of this 799-nucleotide messenger RNA. It is a transcript of the gene NENF, whose product is annotated as neudesin neurotrophic factor. Gene Ontology annotation, cellular component: endomembrane system; endoplasmic reticulum; membrane. NCBI's taxonomy places the organism in Eukaryota, Metazoa, Chordata, Aves, Galliformes, Phasianidae. The record is from RefSeq and is a predicted model, not a curated record.